AUGGAUAACAGUUACGAUCUCGAAGAUGAUGAAGAGAAGCACGCGGUAGUUGAAACAAAUGGAGUAUUUUAUAGUCGUUUUACAGCAUCACCGAGCGAUGAGCAAGUUUUAAACGAUUUACUCAAAAAAGGUAAUCGGAAAGUUCGUAAGCGACGUGCUGUACAGCAACCUAAACUUCGGGAUAUUGAACUAUGUGGGUCAAAAGGUUUUCUUGAACUAAGACGUAUGUUCGAUAAUUAUACACCAAAAAAUAAGAAUCCGUAUAAAGAUUUGCUGUUCAUGAUGAACCGUAUAGAAUACUGGGGGCAUUUAUUAUGUCCGAAAAUGAGAUUUGAAGAUUUUGUGACUCGCGUUGAAUCUUUAAGUGGUAAAAGAUUAAUCAAGACAACAUUGACAAAAAUGCGACUUGACAUGCCUCUUACUGAUGAAGAUUUUCAUGAAACUGCUGAAGAUAAAGAUAUAUCACAUACUAAUGGGAAACCAGCUCAUGCUGGGAAAAAUGAAUUCAGUAGUCUGCCACUAAAUGAUUCUGAUUUAUUUGAAGUUUUUGGUGAUCUGCUGGAUGAGUCUCCUUCAACAAAACAAUCUUCUUCAUCUUCCCAUCCAUUAACAUCUAAAUUAUCAUUUGAGCAAUUACAACGUAUUGAAAGCAAUAAAUUGCGUGCCCAACAACUUCUUCUUCAACGAGAAAAAAGGAAACAUUGCGAUCUGGAAAGUGUCUCGACAAAGGCCGAACAAUUCUCUAUAAAUAAAGAGAAUGUACAAAAGCCGAACACUUUAAAACCAGUUAAUGAAGAAGAGUCCCAAGAACCAAAAAAGUAUUGUGGUGAAACCAUGUUGGAUGAAAAUGAAGCAUUAGCUUUUCUAUUAUCUCCUACUUGA
Thelazia callipaeda (thelaziosis nematode) is the source of this 882-nucleotide messenger RNA. The record is from the annotation of a GenBank genome assembly. Lineage: Eukaryota; Metazoa; Nematoda; Chromadorea; Rhabditida; Thelaziidae.